CAGCAAACCACAGUGAGAGCCAUUAUCCCCAAGUGGUGAAACAUGGAAGAGCGGUGAACCUUCCCAGGAGUGGCCGGCCAACCAAAAUAACCGGAAGACUGCAGCGAUGCAACAUCCGAAUAAUUGCAGGCCUCACUUGCCACAGUUAAGUGUGGGCGUAUCAGGUUUUCCUUGUGUAGGUGGAGGACAUUGAUGUUGCAUCCGGAUGUGGUUCAGGACAUCUUGCUGGUAGUGCGUCAAAGGUGAUCCGUGAGGCCUUUUGUUGUCGCUGGCGACUGCUGCAAAAUCGGGGAAGCAGUGGACGCACACGGACGUCUCAGUAGGUCCUCGCUGACCCCUGACCCCGUGGCCCCGCUUGUCGACGCACUCCUGGUCGAGGAUGAUUCUGGCUCUGCUUCCUCUCAGGAAUAGCACCACGGCAAAACACAGACUGGACAGCAGCAGAACCAAGCACAGAGCGAGGAGGGAGUAGAUGAGGACGGUGGGGUCUUCCGCCGGGAACCCUUCGGAAUUUGGAAGGUGUGAGGGUUGCAGGGGUAUGCUGGAGCCUAUCCCAGCUGACUUCAGGCAAGACACGGGGUGCACCCUGGACUGGACCGUGGAAGGAAACCCAAGCUUGCACGGGGAGAACAUGCAAACUCCACACAGAGAUGUCCAACAUGCUAACCAUGCUAACCACGUCCGAAAUGACGACUGAAAAAAAAGGUCUCCUCCCAUUCCUUGUGGAAGUGGUGUGGUACAAUGCUGGAAGGCUACUCCCCUGUUGGGCAGGCCCUGCUGGGCACUCUGUUCACUUGGGGCCUGACUGCUGCUGGAGCAGCGGUGGUGUUCAUCUUCUCCAGUCGGCAGAAGCACGUCUUGGACGGAAGUUUAGGAUUUGCAGCAGGGGUAAUGUUGGCCGCUUCCUAUUGGUCUUUGCUGGCGCCAGCAAUCGACAUGGCCGAGGAUUCUGGGAAGUACGGCUCACUUGCUUUUCUUCCUGUGGCCAUUGGAUUCACACUCGGGGCAGCUUUUGUUUACUUUGCUGACGUCGCCUUGCCCUUGCUGGGUGUAUGCGCCGACCCCCACAUUGCCUUGGCCCUUGCUUCAGAAUCCAAGAUGGUCAAGGAGAAAGCAGAGGAUCAAUUGUAUCCAUUGUCUGAAUCGCAAGCCAUCAAGAUAGGUAGAGCUGGACCUCACUCAGAGGAGGGUCUUCAGCUCCCGAGGAAGAGAGUAUCUCAUUGGGAUGGCUCAGAUGUUCAACAAAGAGAAAACAAACAUCCAGAAAUGGCUGGACGUUCAGGGAGCAGCUGGAGACGCAUCCUCCUACUCAUCCUCGCCAUCACUAUUCACAACAUCCCAGAGGGCUUGGCUGUGGGUGUUGGAUUUGGAGCCAUUGGAAAGACUCCAUCUGCUACUUUUGAGAGUGCAAGGAAUUUGGCAAUCGGUAUUGGUAUCCAAAAUUUCCCAGAAGGCCUUGCAGUGAGUUUGCCGCUUCGAGGGUCCGGGGUCUCAACAUGGAUGGCCUUCUGGUACGGCCAGCUGAGUGGGAUGGUGGAGCCCAUUGCUGGGAUGCUGGGCGCCGUCGCCGUGGUGUUGGCUGAGCCUCUGUUACCAUACGCGUUGGCGUUUGCUGCUGGGGCGAUGGUUUACGUCGUGGUUGAUGACAUCAUACCGGAGGCUCAAGUCAGUGGGAACGGGAAGCUGGCGUCCUGCACCGCUAUCCUGGGCUUUAUAGUGAUGAUGUCACUAGAUGUGGGGCUGGGCUGAAUCGCCGUGACGACCAGCAGCGCCUCCACAGCCAUCAUCGCCACGACGCUGCUGACCUCAGCGGCAAAGAAGGGGACCAAAUCAAGUAUUGCACAUUUUGACACUUUUCCACAGUACAGCACCGAGCCUGAUGCCAUAGUGAACCAUUCUCACUAAAUGACUAGUCUUUGUAAGAUGUACAAUUCAGGGGUUCAAAGUUUAUACACCAGAAAUGACGGUACUUUGUCUAAUGUCCAAAUAUUGGCACGUACAGUAUGGACCUAACUGUCACUUAUUUGCUGUGCAGUGGAAAAGUACUCAUUUUUUUUCAAUGGUCUUUAGUCAAUAUAUACUUUGAAAAAAAAGAAGAAAAAAAACUUUUUAUCAUUUACCUCAUGGUGGCAAUACUUGAAGUCUGUUUUUGUUCAACGUCAACAGAAGCAGUUAAUGAUUUCUUUGUAGAAGGAUUUCAUUCUACAUGCUGUUUUCAUGCAAUGCUGCAAUAUGCAGAUAUAAAACGGGGCAUAUGUGGGAUUUCACAAUUUGUUGUUUUAUCCUUUUAUUCAAUGCAACACGAGUGAAAACAAUAUCCUUUCCAAAUAAAUAUAGUGCCUUCA
This is a messenger RNA of Doryrhamphus excisus (bluestripe pipefish), 2345 nucleotides long. The record is from RefSeq and is a predicted model, not a curated record. NCBI's taxonomy places the organism in Eukaryota, Metazoa, Chordata, Actinopteri, Syngnathiformes, Syngnathidae.